Messenger RNA from Colias croceus (clouded yellow), 826 nucleotides. RefSeq lists its product as uncharacterized. The transcript is spliced from 4 exons. The coding region runs from base 175 to 705 and encodes 176 amino acids. The record is from RefSeq and is a predicted model, not a curated record. NCBI's taxonomy places the organism in Eukaryota, Metazoa, Arthropoda, Insecta, Lepidoptera, Pieridae.
GAAACUUAUUCCCUGCUCCCUGAACACAAAGUGAACGCCCCUUUAAAAUCCAACGAUAACGAUAUCGCAGCAAUGUCGUAACGAUAUCGUUCGAUGUUUAAGACCAAGGGGUCAAGUCAAAUCAGUUCGUAAUUAUUUUUUGGAGCAAUUACUUGUGUGUAUUAACUUUUAACAAUGUAUUUAACAAAGUGUUGUUUCUGUGUACCUUUGAGGAAAGGACUUUUGGCUUUCUCUUAUUUGAAGAUUGUGGCGUUUAUCAGCAACUGUAUCUAUUGGAUGUUGUCGGACAUAUCUCCAUCAAAUAUAGACGAUUAUACAGCGCAAAUUAAUUUAGUUUUAUACAUCAUAGGACUCGUGUCACAAGUUGUUGAAAUUAUUUUCACCACUCUGCUCAUAGUUGGGAUACAUAAGCAAAGAAUAACGAUAAUCCGCAUCACAUAUGUAUACAAUGUACUGAUGCUGGGAGUCGAAAUCCUCAUCGCCGUGGUGUAUAUUCCACUACAAUCGUAUCGUUUAUAUGUGUACGAUCAAGAGAACGUUUGGUUCUUACUUAUCGCCUUGAUGUCUUUGGCUUUACUUUUUAUAUUGUUGCAACUUUACACCGUGGUGCUAGUUCGAAGCCAGAUAUGCAGCAUGCGAAAACAGUGCGUAUCUGAUCCAAAUCGCUCAGAAUAUUGUAAUAGAAAACCUUACGUUGUAUACUAGAACUUUCUAGAAUUGUGAGAACAAAGAAUAUAAUUAUUACAGUAACAAAUUGUGUUCAAUUAUUAAGACGGUAACCCCAAUUCUGUACUUCACUGUUAAAAUGACAUUUUGAUUUUUUUCC